AUGAUCAGGAUACACGAUGGAUUGAUUGUCUUUUGGGCUCGAUGGAGGACGGACUUGGUGGAAUGGUGGACUGGCGGACUGGCGGACAGGACGAGGUCAGAGCGGAGCAAUGCAAGUGUGGCACACCAUCCAGAAGAUCGGUGUUGGGCGUUUGUCAAGUCGUCUGCCGGGACAUCCAUGAACAUGAGGGAGAAGAGAGUUGAGGCGCCUUUCAGAGCUGGCAAUCUGGACUUUGACGCCCGAGUCCCCAUCCCAAUCAGUGUCUUCCCGUCUACGUACAGGAGUGACGCUUCUGCCCAAGAAACUACCGUCACAAAGGUAGAAGGGGAAGUUCAACUACCCGGAACUUCGUCGCGCGUCGGACGGGAAGAUACUCGAUUUUCCAAGGAAGAAGUCGACAUCUCCUACAGAGACAACCGUCCACGCCGCGAUCAAUAUCAACGAGAGGACGUGCGAAUCUCGGAGGAGCGUGAUCGACGAUACCCCGAGGUAGAGCUCACACGCGAGAAAUACCGUGGGCCCACUGACUACAAGGCCACCAACGUCGAGAUCGAGGUUGACCGUCGAGGUGCCCGGGCCCCCAACGUUGACAUCGAAAUCGAUCGCCGAGACACUCGAGAUCACGUCGAAGUUGAUUACGACCGCCGCCAGACCUACGACAAGUCUUUUCAAUCUCAGCUAGACAUCACUGAGCGAGAGUACCGUCGCCGCGUCGAUCCCACCUACGACGUUGAAUACGAACGUCGCCGUCCCGCACAAGCCGAAGUCACAGUCCAGAAACAAGAGGUCAAGGUCGAUCAACCAAUUAGAAGAGACAUGGGUUACUACGACGACGAGGGCAACUACCACAGCUUCCGCCGCGGGGUGGAGCGUGCCGCUGACCGCAUCUUGCACCCCUUCUCCCACCAUCACCAUGAAGGUGGCCGUGAGGAGGUCGUGGUGUCGGAUACAAGAGAGGCCAGCGGCCCUACCCGCGUGCGUGAUGGCUCCGUUGAGCAAGUCCGCUUCGUCGAGCCUCGUUUCGGAGGCCGUGGUGUUCCCAUCCAAUGCCACUUCAUCCGCAUUGGUGACAUUCUCCUUCUCCAAGGCCGUCCCUCGCAGGUCAUCCGGAUCAGCAUGUCUUCUCAGACUGGCCAAUACCGCUACCUAGGUGUCGACCUGUUCACCCGCCAAUUGCACGAAGAGAGCUCUUUCAUCAGCAACCCUGCUCCCUCCGUUGUCGUACAGACCAUGCUUGGCCCUGUCUUCAAGCAGUACCGGGUCUUGGACAUCCGCGAGGAUGGCAUGAUUGUUUGCAUGACCGAGACUGGCGAUGUCAAGCAGGGACUGCCUGUCAUUGACCAGGGCGGUCUGUUCAACCGCAUUGACCGAGCGUUCGCCGACGGUAGAGGAAGCGUUCGCGUGUUGGUCAUCAACGAUGGUGGCCGGGAGUUGAUUGUGGAUAUGAAGAUCAUUCACGGGUCGAGAUUGUAG
Molecule: messenger RNA, 1473 nt
Organism: Fonsecaea pedrosoi CBS 271.37
Lineage: Eukaryota; Fungi; Ascomycota; Eurotiomycetes; Chaetothyriales; Herpotrichiellaceae
Product: woronin body major protein
Exons: 3
Coding region: 1-1473 (490 amino acids)
Biological process (GO): positive regulation of translational termination; positive regulation of translational elongation
Molecular function (GO): RNA binding; translation elongation factor activity; ribosome binding
Source: RefSeq, a predicted model, not a curated record